AUGAGUACUACUACAAAUGAACCGUGUCGCUUUCAAGCACGUUUGGUUGGUGGAAAUUUCAUUGAAUUACCAGUGGAACAGUUACGGCGCAUUGCAAAUGCCAAUGGAGUAGAUUCUAUCGAACAGGAAACAAAGCACUUUUCAUACAGUACAACUCUACAUGGUCCAUUACGACUUUACAAAGGAAAAGGAUAUGGAAAGAUAUUCUGGUGUUUGGUAAUGUGUUCUGCUGCAAUAUUCUUAUCACUUCAAAUAAACAUACUGGUAGCAUAUUUCAUAUCACAUCCAACCGCAACAUCUGUCACCUUUGUCCCUGCCGAAAUGCUUAUUCUACCCGCAGUAACUGUGUGCAACUACAAUCCAAUCACCAAAAAUUAUGUUCGGUAUUUGAAUGAAUCCAGUAGUGGUUCUGGCUAUUUCACCAAUGAUUUGUUGCGCUACAUGACAAUGGCUUACAGUGAGGUGGAAGACUUAUAUUUGCACGCGAACAACGAUACGAUCGAAAGAGGUCGACAAGCAUAUGAAUACUUCAAAAGCAUUUUUACAGAGUAUCCAUUUAAUAUCGAGAAUUUCUUCGCACGAGCUGGGUUUGCUUGUCAUGAAAUGCUUAAAGUUUGUUCUGUGGGUGGCACCAAAUUAGAUUGUUGUGCAGUGUCACGAAAAGUGCUCACUGACCUGGGUUCAUGCUUUGUAUUUUCGCUCAAUGACAUGAAAUUAAAUCAGACCCAACCAGGUAUUUUCAAUGGAUUGCAGCUGAUAUUAGAUGCUGGAAUAAAUGAUGCUAUCGCUGUUAAUUAUGCUGAAGAAGGAAAUGCUUUGCCAAUCUUUUCUAAUAAUCUAGAAGAUGGAUUUCGAUUAUAUGUUCGAAGUGAAAAUGAGUUAGCAUAUUCAUAUACAGAAGGCCUUUCGGUCUCACCUUCCUAUCGUGCAUAUAUUGCUUUGAAUUUAGAAACGUUUCAUUUCCUCACUCCUGAUAGUUGGGGAAAUUGUACGCAUACCUGGCCAUUGAAAUCGCCUCAACGAGCAUUUCGUUUACCAUACACGGCAAAAAACUGUGCAUCACUUUGUCAACAAAUAUACUAUGAACAAAGAAUUAAUUGCACUCCACUAUUAUACAGCGUUGGUGAUGCUCAUCUGAAUACUUGUACACCAAGCGAACUGCAUGCAUUCAUGCUUCAAGUUGCUGACCGGACAAACAAUAUCAAUGGCCCUGAAUGCGCAGAUAACAUUUGUCCAACGUCCUGUGUAACCCAUGAAUAUAAGGCAUCGAUAACUUAUGGAUAUGGAUUUUCCGAAAGUGCUAUGGACUGGCUGACAAAUAUUAACAAUAAAUGGACUCAGAAGUAUAUAAAGGGAAAUUUUGCUGUGGUGAAUAUCUUUUAUCGUGAAAUGUCUUAUUUAUUAAAUGAACAAAUGCAGUCAACGUCGCUGGUGGAUGUACUGAGUAAUAUUGGUGGAAAUAUGGGAUUGUUUUUUGGAGCAAGUGUGAUAACAGUCAUUGAAUUAAUCAUAUUUCUAUCUAAGCUAGUUUGGAUUGCAUUUUCUAGUCGACGUCGGGAAUAUAUGUUCUACAAAUGUCAGAAAGAACGUGAUCGUGAGAAACGCCUCACAACAGUGAUCAAUAUCGCUUCUUAUUCGAGGCGAAGCUGUGAUGGAACAGCACAGAUUGAGGAAAAGAAAAUGGUUACUCAUCCGAAGAAUACAAUUUAA
Molecule: messenger RNA, 1710 nt
Organism: Brugia malayi
Lineage: Eukaryota; Metazoa; Nematoda; Chromadorea; Rhabditida; Onchocercidae
Exons: 13
Coding region: 1-1710 (569 amino acids)
Biological process (GO): sodium ion transmembrane transport
Cellular component (GO): membrane
Molecular function (GO): ligand-gated sodium channel activity
Source: RefSeq, a predicted model, not a curated record